This is a messenger RNA of Diachasmimorpha longicaudata, 2075 nucleotides long. RefSeq lists its product as uncharacterized. The transcript has 4 exons. The coding region runs from base 204 to 1619 and encodes 471 amino acids. Gene Ontology annotation, biological process: SCF-dependent proteasomal ubiquitin-dependent protein catabolic process. The record is from RefSeq and is a predicted model, not a curated record. NCBI's taxonomy places the organism in Eukaryota, Metazoa, Arthropoda, Insecta, Hymenoptera, Braconidae. Gene Ontology annotation, cellular component: SCF ubiquitin ligase complex. Gene Ontology annotation, molecular function: protein binding.
GCCUAAGUCAUUGUGAUUGCGACGCUCGUCAACACAAAACCUCGCGCCCAAGUCCAAAAUCCACCGAUAAGUCCCAAAAUCCAAGAAGAAAAUCAGUUGCGAUUGGUCAAGGAUUACAUAACUAUUUUGAAAGGAGAAAAAUUGGGCGAGAUCUGGGAAUUAGCUACGACUUUCCUCCGGCAUCUCAUCACAAGAAUUGAGUUAUGCAACGGCUAUGGUACCAAGGGAGAGAGGCUGCAAGCUUUUUCGACCAAUCGAGAAAUGUAUCAAUUAAUAAUCUAGCUGAUAAUUGUCUGGAGAAUAUAUUCAGGGAUCUUUCUUUCGCAGACAAACUCAAUGCAGAAGCAGUUUGUAAGCGGUGGAAGUUUUUGUGCCGCAAGUCGUGGAAAACUGUGACGAGCCUCAAUUUACUGAAACAUGAGCAGCACCGAACUGAUUAUGAUUCACUAUCAUCUGAACAGAAAAACAUUCAGAGCAUCGCGAAGCUUCUCAAGAGAUGUGGAGAUUAUCUGAAGGUCUUAAAAAUUGGCAAUCCUUGUCAUUAUACAAUGCUUCCUUUUGUUUUUAAAUACUGCCGGGUUUUGAGAGAAUUAACCAUCUCUCUUCCCCCAGUUGGGAAUGAUCUGUCCGGUAUUUCGGAAAUUCCAACUCUAAGAAAAUUUUGCCUGACAGAAAUGUCAAGCGAUUCUCAAGCAGCCAUUUUUAAGAUAUUGCCCCCGGAAUUACUGGAGCUCCAUUUGAUGACAAGAGAUAGUCAAAACAAAAAUGAGGUUGAAGAAUACGUAAAUUUUCCUCGUGAUUCUGAUCAGUACCUCAACUAUUUGGAGAACUUGCACAAUCUUCUGCUAAGUGGCUUUCAUCUGGAGGGUUGGGUGGAAAACAUGAUAAAUCGUAAUGUCAAUAUAAGGACCCUGGCUCUCUCCCUUUGUAGCAUUGAGAGUGAAAAAUUCUUUUUUUACGGUCUUGUAAAUUUGGAGUCUCUGUUACUUGACAGCGUUUACCCCGUUGACAACAAUUUUAUCGCGAUACUAUCAGAAUGCUGCGAGCAAUUGACUACAGUGAAUCUCAUAUUCUGCCCUUAUGUCACCGAUAUUGGUGUCAUGUUCUUGUGGCGAUUAUCGCACCUCCGGUAUUUGUGUCUACAUUACAUGCUCAACAUCUCAGAUGUUUGCCUCAGUGGAUUUGCCAGUCUAAAAAUGUUGAUUUGUCACAACUGCUUAAACAUCCGAGAUAGUGGACUCAUUGCUCUCCUGGAAGUUUCUCCGGAAUUAAAGACUUUGGUCGUGACAGGAACAAGUGUCACUUCUGCUGUGCUGAUGGCGGCCAAUGAAGUGAGCAAGAAAUUCGUAGACAAUAUACCAAUUGCGAUAUUGGUUGACGUGGAAGUCGCCAGUACCUGGAUCCGCUAUAAUGACUCCGUUCUGCUGACAGUCGAGAGUCUGGCAGGUAACGACAGAUCUAAACCUCAUAGACCCUCGCGUUAUUGCGACAACCCUCCCAUGUACGAUUCCAGUUACGUAUUUCAGUACCAGUGUGGAUCAGAUUCAGAGCCAGAAGAUGAUACGAAUGAUGAGAUUAUCAUUCCCCCCCGGAGAUGUUUUACAUGGCAAUUGUUUUAACUAUUUUUUUAUUCUAUCUUUUAGCAGCAUGAUCUUGAAGUUAUUGAAGAUUUUUUAAAGGAUUGUCUGUCAUUUUAAAAUUGAAGAUAUCGUAGAUUGAGAUGAGGAUUUACUUAAUUUGACUUUCAAUGAUGUCCGUCUAGUCAUUAAAUGAUAUUUUGUAUUCCUCAAAUUUGUAGUGAUUAUGCUUGGAAAACAUUUUACAAAAUAUGUGGGGUUUUAUGUUAAAAUUGAUGAAUUGUAAUAUAACACGUAUUGACACUUUAUAAUUUUUUAGAAUAAGUUACCGAUCAUUUAUUAAAUACAAUAAAUGACCUAAAUAUAAUAAAUAGGCAGAUGAAAUCGAAUGAAUAAAUAAAUACAUAAAUAGAGGAAUACUUAAAUACAACAAUAUAUCCGCCGUUAAUUAAUGUAACUGCUCUCCAUGACUUUCUCAAUAAAGCGUUUGUAAUGGAA